AUGAAGCAUUCCACGUCGGUGUCGGUGGCGGGCUUUGUGAUAACAGUGCUGAUUCUCAUUCGCCUGUUAUUAGGGGGAAACAGCGUUGUCCGAUGGGCGUGGCCACCUAUAAUCGUGUUUAACUCUUACGUGCCAUCGUUCGAUCAAGUUCCCAAUGUUCAGUAUUAUGACCUCCGAAACUACGCAGGUAAAGCCGACGGCUGGCAGAGAGGCGACCGCGUGUUGUUUACGGUGCCCCUCAGAGACGCAGCUGAACAUUUGCCCAUGUUCUUCGAUCAUAUGGCUCAAACAUCCUAUCCGCACAACUUGAUUGACCUUUCUUUUCUCGUGAGUGACAGUUCAGAUGACACCAUGGGUGUUCUUUUGGCGCAUUUGCAGAGGGCCCAGUCGCAACCGGACCGCAGCAAACGGUUCGGAAAUAUCGAAAUCUAUGAGAAGGACUUUGGCCAGAUUAUCGGGCAAUCUUUCUCCGACAGACACGGUUUUGCUGCGCAAGGUCCAAGAAGAAAGUUGAUGGGUCGUGCCCGUAAUUGGCUGGGUUCCGUAGCUCUCAAACCGUAUCACUCGUGGGUUUAUUGGCGUGACGUGGACGUUCAAACGAUCCCACGCACGAUCUUGGAGGACCUGAUGCACCAUGACAAAGACGUGAUUGUUCCCAACGUGUGGCGUCCAUUGCCAGACUGGCUCGGCAAUAUCCAACCUUACGAUUUGAACUCGUGGCAAGAAUCUGAGGGUGGUUUGCUAUUAGCCGAGUCGCUUGACGAGGAUGCUGUGAUUGUGGAGGGUUAUCCUGAAUACGCGACAUGGCGUCCACAUUUGGCAUAUAUGCGUGACCCGUCAGGGAACCCUGAAGAAGAAAUGGAGCUGGAUGGUAUCGGAGGUGUGUCAAUUCUGAGCAAAGCCAAAGUUUUCCGCGCUGGUUCGCAUUUCCCAGCUUUUUCCUUUGAGAAGCAUGCCGAAACGGAGGCUUUUGGAAAACUUUCCCGCAGACUCGGUUACAGCGUCAUUGGGCUGCCGCACUACGUGAUUUGGCACAUAUACGAGCCUUCUUCGGAUGAUCUUAAGCAUAUGGCCUGGAUGGCCGAAGAGGAGAAGCGCAAAUUGGAGGAGAAUAAAAUUCGCGAAUUUUAUGAUCGCGUCUGGCAGGUGGCUUUCGACGAUGUUCGCGACGAAUGGGAUACGGAGAGACUACAAGUUAUGAAAAAUAUCGAUCCAAACGUCAUGGAUCGUCGCAUCACCGUCGAUUGGGACGAUAUAGAUGACGAAUACCCAGAAGAUGGCAAGCUGGCACAAGGUGAGGAUUCCCUAUUAGAAGCCGAUGAUGGAGACGACGGGGAUGGCAAGUCUCAGAAGACUAAGCCUCAAGAGAAAGACAACAAAGACACUAAGAACUCAGAUGACAAAGAUGCAGAAGAGGGGAAGGGUGAAGAUACGAAAAAUCGUCCCGAUGAAGUGGAACAGCUAGAGUUUGAUCCUGAUCGCUAA
This is a messenger RNA of Lachancea dasiensis, 1485 nucleotides long. Lineage: Eukaryota; Fungi; Ascomycota; Saccharomycetes; Saccharomycetales; Saccharomycetaceae. The record is from the annotation of a GenBank genome assembly.